Messenger RNA from Camellia sinensis, 2102 nucleotides. The record is from RefSeq and is a predicted model, not a curated record. Lineage: Eukaryota; Viridiplantae; Streptophyta; Magnoliopsida; Ericales; Theaceae.
AUGGUUUUCUCUUAUGCUAGAGAUUUUGAUCGAUUCCUAACAAGAACUAUUUCAGAGCUAUCAUCACAUGGCGGUUUUGGACGGUUUGAUGCAAUUAUGCAACAAUUAUUGGAUGUGACAGUUAUGGGGUGGGAAUGGAUGGCACUUAUUGAGUGGGAAGGGUAUUAUUGGAAAAGUCAAACGAUCCAGGUUUCUCAAGAAAACCCUGCCAACAUCCCAGAUGUGGAAAAGCAGUUUCUCGGCAACCAACACCAACAUUCAGUACUAGAGAAGUUGAAUACUAAAUGCACAAAAGGUAGCCAACCUGAGUGUCAAGUUAGAGUGCAAUUUGCUGAAUUGCUCAAAUCUAUAAUUCCCCAAGUUGAUAAUGAGAGAGCUACACAGCUACACAAGUUAUUUUUCAGACUCAGGAAAAAUAAAAUCACUGGUGAGAACUUUCUCCUGCUUGUGAAGGAUAUUGUGGGGUGUCAGUUGCUUACAGAGGCAGUUAAGAAAGUGCAAAUUCAGGUCUCAUCUACAAAAACUUUGGUUGGUCCUGGAACUGAAGCCAAGCUGCCCUCAAAGCGACAUUGUGGUCAGGAGAAGCCAAUAGAAGAGCUUGUAACUCUACUACCACCCUCAAGUAAAAGGCAAAAGACAUCUGAAAUGAUUUCUGAUCAGAGCAUUGAACAGUUUAAUAAUGUUACUGCUGUCAGUGCACUCAAUUUAGAGGAGGAGCAAGAGAAGCUAUUUUCUGGAUCUCUGGUAGGACGCCAAGUGUCAAAAUUAUCACUAAGGGUAGUGCAAGGGGAAGAAGAAGGAAUGCUGGUUUUGCAGAAAAGUCCUCUGCGGGGAAAAUUGGCAAAAAUCACAUCCAAAUUUGGAAUUAAAAAUAUAAGUAAGGAUGUCGAACAGUGCUUGUCAUUGUUUGUGGAGGAAAGAAUGCGAGGGUUGAUAAGUAAUUUGAUAAGGAUUUCAAAACAGAGGCUUGACUUUGAAAAGAGAAGACAAAAUACUCUUGUUACUUCUGGUAUUCGACAUCAGGUUGAAGUAAUCAACCGGAAAGUCAAGGAGGACUGGGAGAAACAACAGGCUGAAGAGUUUGGAGGAAAUCAGGUUGGUGGUGUCACGGAGAAGGAUGCCAAUUGUUCAGCAACAUUGAAGGCAAACGAAGUGAAAAGAAUGGUAAAUGAAAUAUUGCACACAUCUGCUAUGAAUGUUGCUGCUCAGGCAGCUGUUGGGGGAGAUGACUUGACAUCAAAAUGGAAGCUUAUGGCCAAGAAAGCGCCACUGAAGCAUGAUAAAAGAAUAGGGGCAAUGUCUAAUGCGCAGCUAGAUGAACAAAUGAUUUACAUGUCUUCACAGACAUAGCCAAGGAAAAGUGGUGAUGGUCAAGAAUCAAAAGAAAAAGGAAGUUUUAUUUUGCCUUAGACUAAUGUGUUUGCCAUUGAAAUUGUCUUAACCUUUUUUCUACACCCAUCAUGACAAAAACACUAGGGAACAAAAAUACAUUCCAAGGCCAUCAAUGUUUGAUGUCCCAGAAGUUUGUGCACCCUAUAUCCACCAAAGACAUCUUAGCAGUGCUAGAAAGGGAUCGCCAAAUGACAAAUUCCAGAUUUGGCUAUUGUUUGUAUGAGAGAUUAAAUGCCAAAGCUUCUGCAGUCUGAACUUCGGUAAGGAGGCAACACAACCACUUGCUGCGGUUCUAGAGAAGCAAAAGAUAGUUACUUUUUUCCUUCUUUUUUUUUUUUUUAGCUUGAUUACUGUUCAGUUUAAUUCUGCUUCUCAAUCUUGUAAAGAGUUUUAUUUCCCCUUGGAUGCAUGUUUGUUUCCUCUGAUUUUGUCAAGCAUUUUGAUGACAGUUAUUGGGGCUGCAAGUAUAGGAAAAGUAGCAAUGAAUACAAAGGAAGGUUGGAUUACCAAUUUGAUUCAAAGAUAAAUGGCAGCUUUGGUAGUUUUCAUUUCAGGUUUUAAGUUCCUUCCCAUAGUUGAUUUAUUUCUUCUAAAUGCGCCAGAGAUGCCACCUUCCCAGUUCCAAGCUACCUCCUUACCACAUGUUGACCUCGCCAUGUGAUGGACGGAGGAGAACUUGACAGAGCCCUUGCCACUCUCUCCACAUCUUU